Penicillium griseofulvum is the source of this 1425-nucleotide messenger RNA. Its product is annotated as tellurite-resistance/dicarboxylate transporter family protein. The coding region runs from base 1 to 1425 and encodes 474 amino acids. Gene Ontology annotation, molecular function: malate transmembrane transporter activity. NCBI's taxonomy places the organism in Eukaryota, Fungi, Ascomycota, Eurotiomycetes, Eurotiales, Aspergillaceae. The record is from RefSeq and is a predicted model, not a curated record. Gene Ontology annotation, biological process: malate transmembrane transport. The transcript has 3 exons. Gene Ontology annotation, cellular component: membrane.
AUGCGAAGUCCUGGCGAAGACGGGUACCGAACGCCAACGAUAGAAGAUGCUGAGCAGGCGCUUUCGAUCAUGGGAGUCGUUGAAGAAAGCCCCGAUGGCGGGGUUAGUGAGGCCCAUUCAUCCGCCUUGGAGGCUGCACUGCAGCGGGCCUCGUCGCGGGCUACUGUGAAACCGAAUCCGGAACAGAAAGCCAGUGUGUGCCAAGAGCAUAACGGGUUGGGCCUGUUUGGGCUCAAGCGCACAGUUUCUGGCCAGCUGAGCUGGAAAAAACGCAUUCGCCAUAUCACCUGGGCUUAUUUCACGUUGACUAUGGCUACAGGUGGGCUCGCUAAUGUCUUAUAUCAAGUUCCAUUUCGGUUCAAGGGCUUGGAUACGAUUGGCACCGUUGUCUUCCUGGUCAAUAUUGCUUUAUAUCUCAUCAUCUGGGCUCUUCUGCUUGUGCGGUUCUAUCAUUAUCCGUACACAUUCAAGGCGUCGUUCAUGCAUCCAACAGAGUCGCUCUUUGUACCCGCAUCUAUAGUAUCCUUCGGCACGAUCCUAAUCAACAUAUCACAGUACGGUCCCGAAAACACGGGUCCAUGGUUGAUGCGCGCAGUCUGUAUACUAUUCUGGAUCGAUGCCACUCUCGCCGUGAUGUUCACGGCAGGCAUCUACCUCCUCCUUUGGUCAACGCAGACAUUCACGAUCGCGCAGAUGACUCCUAUCUGGAUUUUCCCUGCUUAUCCAAUGCUCAUUAUCGGCCCGCAUGCUGGAAUCCUCAGUGCGAAGUUGGAACCGUCACGGUCUCUAUCGGUUAUCAUUGGCGGCAUGACUAUCCAAGGAGUUGGCUUUUUGGUUUCUUUGAUGGUGUACUCGGCCUUCAUCUACCGGUUAAUGACGCAGAAACUUCCAAAGGAAAAUCUCCGUCCCGGUAUGUUUGUUUCUGUGGGACCGAGCGGGUUCACAGUUGCCGGGUUAGUUACUAUGGCUGCGGAGACGAAGAGGUCAUUUCCAGCCGAUUUCAUGGGUAAUGGGGCACUGGCUGCUGAUGUGUUGAGAAUUGUUGCUAAUUUUUCAUGUCUUUGGCUUUGGGGGUUGGCCAUAUUUUUCUUCAUUAUUGCAAGCGCAGCCCAUUGGUCGGCAAUUGGGCAUGGACGCAUGGUCUUCUCAAUGACCUGGUUUUCAUUUGUCUUCCCUAAUACUGCCUUGAUCACUGCUACCUUUGCUAUUGGUAAGGCAUUCUCCUGCCGGCCAAUUGAAAUUGUUGGUUGUGCAGCGAUCUUACCGUUGCUGUUAAUGUACUUUUUUGUAUGCUAUAUGAUGGUUCGAGCUGUUGCGACGCGACAAAUCCUAUGGCCCCAGAAAGGCGAGGAUAGAGAUGAGGGUGGGUUUGAGAUUUUUCGAGUUAAAUCAGAGGCUGCGGCGGAGACGUUAGGACAUAUAUAG